Molecule: messenger RNA, 1336 nt
Organism: Arabidopsis lyrata subsp. lyrata
Lineage: Eukaryota; Viridiplantae; Streptophyta; Magnoliopsida; Brassicales; Brassicaceae
Exons: 2
Coding region: 379-990 (203 amino acids)
Source: RefSeq, a predicted model, not a curated record
AAGAAACCCUAAUUAGCUGGUUUAAGACGGAUUUGCGGGGUCUAAGACAAGAAAUGUUGGCAAGGAGGAUAUCCAAAUUAGCUGGUUUCAGAAUUCAUAUCAGUCAAUGUCAGAUUCGAAGAGGGAUUCGUUUGUUGACGACGUCAUCUUUACCAUCAUACCCAUGUCUGUUACUUCACAUGGAUGAUGUUGUCGGAGGAGACUCUCCUGGCGACGGCAGUGUAGAGAGAGUCGUGAAUUUCAAUUACUACGAUUUGGUGAAGAAGAGACGAGUGAGCAUGGAAGAGCAGAGGAUCCCCGAAAGCAUCCACCUUUCUCGAAACAUAGGAUCUUCACGUGGCUGGAUGAUUCGAAUGAACAACGAAGAUCUAACCGUACAUGUUGAAUCCCUCAGUUCCCAAAUCCGCUCGCAAGGUCAUCUCUCUGCCUCCCCUUGUUCCUUUGCCUUAUUCUCUCGACCCGUCGGAGUCCACACCUUUGACUGAGCUUGUUCGUAACGUAUCUCUCUCAUCUUCCCCUGACCAAGAAGACUGCAUCGCUGCCAUUAAGUUUUGGGGAAGCUGCAUCUCCUUUUGUAGACGCAGUCCCAGUGAUGAUGACUCGUCAUGGUCAUGGUCACACAUUAACUCUCUUCCCUUCGCUUUCAAGGCUUCCUCCCUCAUUUACUCCAACACAGCUUCGAUAUUCUACAUCACGCCGUCGACUGCUGUACGGUCAGAUCACUCCCGAAACUUUGAACAAUACGAACAUAAGGACAAACACGGAUUCCCUCUUGUUGCUUAUUUCAUGCAACUCGGACCUUUUGAGCCACCGGGGAAGUUGUCGGAUUCCGAGCUUAAGCUGCUGCUAGGGUGCUCCGGCGGCGACAGCAGAUUCUUGGUGGAGACACCCUCUGGCGACAUUUUUACCAUCAUGCGGUACAUGCAAACGGUGAAGAAACACAUCUUAUUCUGCCAAAAGGAAUCUGAUGUCUAUGAGCUAGAGACCUAGCGGUUUGAGCUGUACAAGCACGACAUUGACAAAGGAGCCGAAUCUUACGUGGCAGACAUUGGAGAUUUCUGCAUUUUCUUUGGUAAGAACGAACCCUUCUGUAUCCCCGCCAGUGUGUACCCUGGCCUUAAGCCUAACUCCAUCUACUUCACCGAGAAGACUCACGUUUCUGUGUAUGAUAUUGCCACCCACAACAUCGAUCAACUCCCUAAUCAAGAGCAUCUGCUUACGCCUUUUUGGCUUCCCCCAAUCCUGCACUAGUAAUCUCUCAUUUAAUUCACAUCAAGUGUUAGUCCUGGAUUUGCUCUUGUCAUGAUUAGGAUAAUAUGAUGCAUCAUUCUAUCUC